AGUUCUCAUAAAUAUAAUUCAGUUCAAUCUCAAAGACGAAAGCAAAUUUGCGAUUGUGGACGUUUUGAAAUCACCAUCUCCGAUAGGAGCAAUACGACAACCAUAAGAGUCAUCUUCACUUUGUUUCUCUGCAGUUUCUUCUUGCAUAUUAUAGUUUUUACCAGAAUUGUUUGUAGAAGUUCUUCCCCGAAACUAAAAAACAAAAUGACUGCUCCAACCGACGACCAGAUCGCUCAGUUCAUGAGCAUUACUGGCCUCAACGAGCAUGAACAGGCUAAGAGCUAUCUGGAAAUGUCAAACGCCAACCUGGAGACGGCAGUGACGUUGUUUUUCGACUCUGGUGGCAAUGCUGGAGCUGGAGGAGGUGGAACGGGAGGCCCGCCGCCAGGCACAGGCGGCGACUUUGGCGGUGAUUUUCCCGUGAUCCCGCCAGAAGACGAUGAUGUCCGAGCUCCGAUCGCUGCGUAUCAGGACCAAAUUAUCGGAAGCGCACCGGGGGGAAGAAGCAGGGAUGCGGAAGCAAAGUAUAAUUGGAAUUUUUGACCUACUACUUUGUGACCUUGUAUAACAAAAUUUUUGACUUUGUGAGUGAUCCGAGGAGGACUAUGGAAAUUAUAGAUGGGUCUGGGUGCUGAUGAUCUCUACUUGUUUCACUUGAAAAGCAACAGCCUGCUCUCACAGACAAUGUUCAAGCUAAAUUCCCUGACUUCGCCCAACCAUCUCGUAUCACACAGGGCUCACCAAGAGCGGUUAGAAAAAGACCAUAAGGACAUGCUUCAGCGAAUGACUUUCGCGCAACAAGAGGGAACAAGUAGCAGUAGCAACGACAAAAGUAAGACUGGUGGUGGCGCGAAGGCUAAGGAACACGCCUCAGCUGCUUAUCUGAAUAAGAUAUUCGCGACUCCGAGCUAUUCGGAGGUACAUGCUAGAUUUUGUUGAAGGGUCGUGGACGCUGGUACUAAAAGUAUGUUUCAGUUCCAACAUUGUACUCAUGGCAUUUCUCAUUUUGCUUGGACCACAAGAAUCUGAUUUCCCCCCGUAUAGCUUCUACUGAUCCUAAUCUUUCCCACGACUAACCGGCUCAUCCCCAACAGAUCGGUUCCUUUGCCGACGCCAUUAAUCGAGCCAUGAACGAGGAGAAGUUUCUUCUUGUGAACUUGCAGAGUAAGGACGAAUUUGCUUCAUGGCAGCUGAACCGAGACAUCUGGAACAACGAGCUGGUGCAGGAUCUUGUGUCGCAGAACUUUGUUUUCUGGCAAAAAGACAAUGUUAGCGACCAAGGGAAGAUGUUUGCGAGGUAGUUCCUACAUGAUUCGAAUCCACUUCUAUGGGGAAAUUUUUGAAGAUGUCUCUUUAUUAUAAGAAGAAAUUUUUGCUAUCUCCGAUUCUUGUUUUAUAAUUCGUCAACAUGCUCAACACAAUCUCGCCCAUCGCAGUUACUACAAGAUUACAAGUUUUCCGCAUAUCUGCUUCAUUGAUCCGCGAACGAAGAGAAGUGUAAAAAGCUGGGACGGGAAGAAAUGGAGCGACAGCACUGUAGCCGUUGAAAUGCUGACCGGUUUCGCGGAUAAGCACAGUCUUAGUGUUAUGGGAGGGGUUUUUGUUUGAAUUAUUUGUUGAGAUCUAGAAGUAGAACUAGAAGAUGUAGAUGGUGAAAAUGGUUUCCAUUUUAGACGUGGUCGUGGUACGUAGAAAAUCAACAAUAGCGAAGAUUUGUAGUUCUUUAGCUUCACCUUAAAGGAUUCAGACGAUGCUUCAUUUUUCUCUGCUCUAAAACCAGCGGCCAACGACCUCCUCCACCGCCUGCGGCCUUCGCAAACGGUCCAGUAUCUGGCUCCUCCGCAUCAACCGGCAAUCCACCAGGUAGCGGAGGUCCUCCUAUCGCGAUAUCCUCAUCAUCUGGUGGCACACUUUCUUCAUCAUCUUCAUCUAGUAGUGCAUCAGGCGCUCUCACAACAGGAGGUGACUCAAGUGCUCUUGUAGCAGGUGGACAAGGCGGUAUUUCUGAUGCCAGCACGACUGGUACUGUUGUGGAAGUUGUAGGAGACGAUCCAGCAGCGAAGAAAGCUAAGCAUGAAGACGUACCCCCAUUACCAGAGGAGCCGGCGGAUAGCGAGAAUCCAGUAAAACUCACGUUGAGGUUGCUCGAUGGAAGAAGAUCAAAUCCGAUAAAGGUACCGCAUCAUCUCUUCUUCAUUUUCUGCUUAUCCCAGUAGACGAUAAUAUUCAAAUUUAUUAAAAACGCACGGUGGAGCGCAGUACUCCUCUGCACAGAUACAGUCAGUUUCUUUCUUUGCAGUGAAAUAGUUUCUUGAAUUCUAAGGCCAACGAGAUUAUUAAAAACGCACGCCACAAUGUCGAUUGCGAUUCUUUUCACAAACUCAUACAUUUGUACAUCUUCAUUCCUUUUUCCGUACCUGUUCAGGUCCUCCCCACCCACCCUUUAUCCCGAGUAUUUCAGACCGCGGCACACCUAUGCGUGACCGGCAUCGAAGACAUCGAUCUGUUCACGGCCUUUCCUGUCAAAUCCUUGCGGUCAGGGUUUUCUAUGAAUGCGACCGUAGCAGAGACAGGAAUAGCAGGAACAAUGCUGAAUGUGAGACCUACGAAAACAUAGCCUGGCAGGCUUUUGGGGGAGAUAAUCAGGGUCUUCUGAACUCAACGAAGAACUCUUCUUUUUUCUCAGGACAACUGCUUCUGAAUGCAUUACAUACUAAGUACCUAGAUGAGGACCCAUUCCGAAACAAGACCAUACAGCACUCAGAGAUAUGUAUUCCUUUUCUGGAUUGCGUGGAUGCAGCACGACAGGGAGGAUUUCAUAACUUUUUCAAAUACCGAAUCAUGAAUUUUUUUACGCAAACAAAAUAUGGGCAAGAAUAUAUUAUAAGAAAAAACC
Molecule: messenger RNA, 2896 nt
Organism: Amoebophrya sp. A25
Lineage: Eukaryota; Dinophyceae; Syndiniales; Amoebophryaceae
Source: the annotation of a GenBank genome assembly